ACUAUUUUUAUUAGAACCAUCGCCUGAGGAACACAAAAAUUGUUUUUUUUUUAUGUUAGACCCAUUACAAAAUUUAAAGUUAUAUAUUUUAAAUCGUAAAUCGGGCCAAAAUGAGCAUCUUGCCGGAUGAGAACAAGGCGAGCAUCAUCAGCGUGGAGAAGCCACCACCUAGUUGGGUAGAAUGGGUCGAGAAGAAUUCCCGUCCUAUCCAGCGGCGUUUGUAUAGGGAGAGGCGCUGUCUAACCCGAUGGCAGUUACCAGGACCUAUGAAGAAGGCCCAAUGGAAAGAGUUCUGCGAGUGGGCAGCCACCAGAGCUAUGCCAAAGGAGCUGCCAGUGCCCGUAAAGAAGCCAUUACCCUGUCGUGAAAAGUAUUUGCCAUGCGCUAGGAAACCACGCAUAAUCGAUCCUGAAGACUUCCAGGGGAGGGUAGUGAAGCUGUCUACGCCUCUGGAGCGUAAGAAGACUCCAAAGCAUCAGUACAUCUAUCCGAUUCACACCUACUCUCCGGUAAUUGUGUGGGGACAGCCACCCCUUCAUGACAAAGGACGACCCUUCAAGCCACCACAGAAACCCUGCUGUUUCUUCAACGCCGAUAUCGAGGAUAAAUGGUGGGCAGAGCUUCGGUUUCCCAUUCGUAGGGCUGCUCUCAAAGCCACCAUUAGUCCACGUAUUCUUAACCUUUCGAAACCAAAGAUCACGCCUCAAUUCCCACCACAUUGCAUUCAUCCUGAACAUAUCUACGAUUAUCUGGAUGUGAAACCCCCGCCGAGGAAGAAGUUUACUCCCCAAGGAUGGCGCCUUCACCAAAUCAGAUUGCUCUACCUUUCCAAGCCGGUGUCACGGCCCGAAUUCGAGUACUUUUAUAUGUAAUACGGUGUUAUAUGGUGUCCAAAGUAGCUGUUUAGAAUCCAAGAUAAUUAUUUAUGAUUUCAAAUAUAUGAUAAUCUAAUUCGGUA
Drosophila eugracilis is the source of this 958-nucleotide messenger RNA. RefSeq lists its product as uncharacterized. Bases 111 to 872 code for a protein of 253 amino acids. The transcript has a single exon. The record is from RefSeq and is a predicted model, not a curated record. Lineage: Eukaryota; Metazoa; Arthropoda; Insecta; Diptera; Drosophilidae.